Ostreococcus lucimarinus CCE9901 is the source of this 321-nucleotide messenger RNA. RefSeq lists its product with no specific name. The transcript has a single exon. The coding region runs from base 1 to 321 and encodes 106 amino acids. Lineage: Eukaryota; Viridiplantae; Chlorophyta; Mamiellophyceae; Mamiellales; Bathycoccaceae. The record is from RefSeq and is a predicted model, not a curated record.
AUGUUGCGCAAGUGCGUGCCGACGAAACCGGUGCUCGUGGGAAAACGCGCGUCGACGCGCUUUUUUCGCGGCGCCGGCGAUACCGAGGGGUACGAGGACCGUUAUUUAGAGUGUUGCAUCGAGUGCGGGACGAGCGCGUCUGCGAAAUAUCUGUACAACAUGUUCUCCGGGCUCAGCGCGCGGAGCGACGAGGAUUUGGCGAUAUGGAUCGAGGGCGCGCGCGAAGACGAGUUGCCUGAGCGCGUGCUCGGCGCCGUGCGUCUGCGAAGGAUUUCGCCGAAGUGCUUGACGAAGUUGACAAAACUACCUUUAGUUAGAUGA